AUGCCCGCUCCACAAGGCAUGGUUAUGAACGGCCCAUAUGGUGGACCGGGCGGCGGCGGCUACGAUGAAGAGGAUGGAGAACAUAAAGUCAGGAGGAUUGAUGCCUGGGGACGGAGCUAUAAUGGAUACGAUGUUCUGAACGGAUUUCAGUUCACCUGGGAUGACGGCGUUCAGGGCAACCUCAUCGGUAACACGAACGACAACAUUUACGAAUUUUAUGAGUUUAAUGAUGGUGAAACGAUUGACAGCAUGACUGUCUAUGCUGGAGAUGGUGAAGGCUAUGUCAACGGCUUCGAAUUCGAUACAAACCUGGGCGGCCACUAUUCGAUUGGUGGAACGGAGGGCAAAGUUAACUAUCUUGAAAACCUUGGGACUGGUGAUUUGACUGCAGCGGCAGGCAGAGAUAGUACUCACGGCUCUGGAGACGUCGUGGAUAGUAUUGACAUCUACUUCAAGACCUGA
This is a messenger RNA of Penicillium hordei, 462 nucleotides long. RefSeq names its product Mannose-binding lectin. Bases 1 to 462 code for a protein of 153 amino acids. Lineage: Eukaryota; Fungi; Ascomycota; Eurotiomycetes; Eurotiales; Aspergillaceae. The record is from RefSeq and is a predicted model, not a curated record. The transcript has a single exon.